Python bivittatus (Burmese python) is the source of this 3698-nucleotide messenger RNA. The record is from RefSeq and is a predicted model, not a curated record. NCBI's taxonomy places the organism in Eukaryota, Metazoa, Chordata, Lepidosauria, Squamata, Pythonidae.
AGCAGUCCAUGAACCACGAAUCAUGUCAGUGAAACUAACCUUUGCCUCCCCCGCUGACGGGGGAAGGAUCAGCAGGAGCUGCUCCUUCGCUGGAUUUAGCAGCACACAGAGCCGGAAGCUGGCAAAGUCUCUCAGCAAAGGUUCUACAAGAUCCAAAAUGUCAGUAAAAUCUGCCAAGAUGUAUUCUUCCCUGCAAAAAGGGACUGUCCUCUGCGAUCCCAAACCACAACAAGUGAAGAAGGUUUUUGAAGCUUUGAAGAAAGGGCUUAACGAAUAUCUGGAAAUGCAUCAAACAGAGCUCGACUAUCUGUCUGAGUGCCACCAAGACACCAGAAGGAAUUCCAGGCUGGCUUUCUACUAUGAUUUGGGCAAGCAAAUCCGCUCUGUUGAAAGAUACGUUAGGAAACUGGAAUUUCAAAUAAGCAAGGUAGAAGAAUUAUAUGAAGCUUACAGCAUCCAGUGUAGACUACGAGAUGGUGCUUCAAAUAUGAGACAUGCUUUUUCCUUGUCUCCUUCCACUAAAGCAUCAAGAGAGAGCCUGGUAGAACUCUACAAAAAUCUCCAAGAAUGUACAGAGGAUAUGUGUUUGAUUGAGGGGACCCUUGAAGUACAUUUGGGGGAGUUUCACUUGAAGAUGAAAGGGUUGGUGGGUUAUGCACGUCUCUGUCCAGGUGACCAAUAUGAGGUGUUUAUACGGCUGGGGCGCCAGAAGUGGAAAAUAAAAGGCAAGAUUCUGACAGAUGACAGUCAAACUUGGGAGGAGGAAGAAAAAGCUUUUAUACCCAGCCUUCAUGAGAACUUUGAAAUCAAGGUGACAGAACUGCGAGGACUCAGUACAGUCCUGGUUGGCAUUGUAUCGUGUGACAGCAUCGACUUCUUUACAACUAGGCCUCAAACCAUCAUUGUGGAUAUAACCGAACUAGGUACCAUCAAACUACAACUGGAAGUCCUCUGGAAUCCUUUUGAUUCCGAGAAUUUAAUUUUGUCCCCUGGGUCCACCACCAAGUUUUCUAUGGGGAGUAGAAAAAACUCCAUAUACAGCUGGACUCCUCCAAAUACUCCCAGCUUCCGAGAAAGAUAUUACCUUUCUGUUUUGCAACAAGGAAAGAGACAUGCAAAUAUUAGGGAAGAGACCCAAGAUUCCUGCAUCCUGAGCUACUUAGCUGACUGUGAUUUUAACAUGCGCCUGAGGAGUGUAAGUCACAGCCUUACGGAGACAACUGAAGGAAGUUCAUUUAGUUCUGAAGAUCAGAAAGGGGCAGAAAGCAGAAACAUGACUCCACUGUCAAAUCAAAGGAAGCUGCCAUUGGCUAUAGUACAGAAUAAUUGCAUGGAAGGAGAACAACAGGAUAUUUCAAUAUGCCAGUCUCCUGGCCGCAGAACUUUAGAUAUCCUACAAGAAACACCCUAUGCUGAAAGUUCUCUAACUAUUCCAUCAUGUCCACUGGAACAAGACAAAGAUGGCAGUAAGUCCAUCAGUUGUGUCUGGAAUCAUUCUUCAGAGCAACAAACAAAGAUUCUCUCUGCUGAACAAAGGAAUUGGGAUGAUGAUGAUGAUGAUGAUGAUGAUGAUGAUGAUGAUGAUGAUGAUGAUACGAAACCUAGUGGAAAGACCAAGUCAAUUGAGAAGAUCCUACAGGAAGUAUUACAUUUGCUGAAGUCCCAGAAUCCAAGCCCUGUCCCACUGGAGGAAUUGGAAUACCAGGUCUUCUGUAUCCAGGACAAAUUAAAGCCCAGAAAGUAUCAUCCAAAACACUCUUCCAUGGAGAGUUUGAUGGUGGAGACUGUGUUGGAAAGCUUUGACUUCCUGAAUGCUGACUGUAGUGCUGAUGAACUCUCAUCCUUCGGAAGUAUAAGGACUUGCAGCACCAGCACCUACAAUGAUGCCACUCUUUCUUCCCUGUGCUGUGAUGCCCACAUGGAAAAGGAGUUAACCACAGGAAGCGAUGACCUCGAUAGACUUCUGGAAAUUCAUCUGCAACUCUGCCGAGUUCUUCUGCAGAAACUCAUAAAGCCAAACUUAGCUCCAAUUAUCCAGGAGAACCUUUUGAAAGAAGUGUCACAACAGAAGCAUGUCUUAGAAAUAAUUUCUGCUCUGGCUACUCCCGUGCCACGGAAUGUUACUUCUGUUGAAGAAAUUAUCCAAAAAGCCAAAAAGCAGAAACACUGCUUGAAGAUCUGGAGUAAGUGCACUGAACAGGGAAGCAUAUUAUUCUGUCCAGUGGAAAGAUUUUGGAAUCCUUUGAAAUAUAUAUUGAUGUUCAAAACAAAAGAGAAAUAUCGACACCAUCUAGAAAAAGUUUUGCAGAUAUUCCUGGAACAGAUAGUUGGAGGCAUUUUAUUAGGUAACUCGACAGAUCUCCCAGCUGAAUCCGUGACGUUAUUCCAGUUUUACAGCUAUCUGGAGAAACACCAUGUAAACAACUUGGAAAAAUAUUUGAUCCGAUUUGCUAAAGAAGUAAUAUUGACAGAAGACCUGCAACGUCCUGGGAGAAUGAAGAAAAUAAAGAAGCUAAAAGGGAAGCAGCUGAAUCAGCUGGAACCUCUGCCUCAGACCUUACGGCUCCUUGCAGUCCUGCAGCUUGAUGAGAAUCAUCGUAUAGGCAAAGCGGCCACAUCAUGCCUUUCUCGGGCAGCAGCCAACAGGAAUUUCAGGGAAAAGGCUCUUCCUUUUUACACAGAUCUCUUAAGCAACGAUGAUGCUAAACUACAGCAAGCUGCAUGUCUAGCCCUCAAAAACCUCAGAGGCAUUGAAAGUCUAGAGCAAAUUGCCAGACUGUGCCAGUCAGAAACGGAGGAAGUGCGGAACGCUGCCAGAGAAACAACACUUUCAUUUGGAGAAAAGGGAAGGUUGGCUUUUGAAAAAAUGGACAAAAUAUGCUGUGAACUAAGAGAGGCUAUGUAUCAGGAGGCUGAAAUUGAAAUUACAGUAUUUUGAACAAUAGCUUCAAAGGAGGUACCAAAGGUUAGAUGCUGCAGUAGAAAGUAAUCUUCCAAGAGGAAGGAAGAGUUGAACACCAUUGGCAAAUGUAACAACAAAUCAUAACUAGAAAGUCUUUUAAGCAUCCCCAUUCUACAGUCUUCAAUAUAAUAACUAAUAUUAUGCUUGCACUAUAUCUGGAUGCUGAAGAUGUAUAGUGAAACCCAAAACACCAUUUUUGGAUUUGAGGAAUGUGAAUUGAGAAACUUCUUUUUUUUAACUGUUGGGCAUCCUCCUUCGCUUUCCAUUCAAGACAAAUAUUUAUCUUCUCUGGACACAAGAGGAGGCAGACUGUUUUAUAUAUUUAUUCAUUUAAUUCUUGUAGACCAAGAUUUUCAAAUGUAAAGUUCUAAAAUUAUUAGCUCAUUGCAGCAAAUUAACCUGUGGUCAUCGUCUAGUUUGCAACAAACCUUGCAGAGGCCUUAGCCUACACAAAGGGCAAAAGCUGAAGAAAGCACCAGGAGGAUCAUUUCAAAUUUUAGUCACUUUUUACAUAAAAUAUCCUAGGGCAAACACAUCGACCCUGCCCCCAGUUGACUCUUGUUCUUUGAUUUGGGGACAGGGACUUCUGCAAGGGAAGUAAAAAAAAAAAAAAAUCAGAAUGGUGGCUGCAACUGGGUUAUUGAAGCCUUGUCCUGUUUUUUAUUUGUAUCGUAUGUACAAUACAUGUGAAAAAGUGAGCAGGGCUUUGAUUGUACAUAGAGCAGUGUUCCUUAAC